UGGGUUCAAAAACGUUUAUUUAUAUUUGUUUAUAAAUGACUGUCGAUGAAGAAGCAGGUACUGCAUAUAUUUGGGUUAGUUUAUCUGGCAACGGCGUGUCUUUUUUGUAUCACUAUAUUCAACCAUGGUCCGGAAAUUACUAUUAAGCUAAGCCGAUAGGAAACGUCACUCGUUAAUCUCUAUGAAUUGUUAUGGCUUCGUGAUCGCGUAUUUGUGAUAUGAGGAAUCUAGGACACGGUAUCAUAUACUUCCAUAGCUUUCGCGCUUUUGCGGAUUUCCUUGGUGCUUGGCUCGCGUCGUCGAUGUAAUUAAUUGCGCCGUUCAUUCUUUAGGACGCAUUGCAUUCAAUUUCUCUCGUUUGUGACAGUCUGUUAACAGGAUUAUAAUCAUAAGCACUAGCGACAAGUGAUAUACAGAAACGAAAUUAGAAUUUAUAGGAGCGGUAAGAAAUUGCAGUUUGCAAAAUUUACUACAAGAAAAAUUUUUCUUCUUUGUAUGGAUAUCAGUACAUUUUGGGAUAUAUGUCACUGAGACACUGAAGAACUGUCAACUUUGUCGCCGGGAUUAUCUUGCUCUCUCCCCGCACGACCAAGCAUCGGUUGUCCACCAAACAAUCGGAACGCACCGAACUGAGUGAAUAAUAUUUAUUGUAUAUUUUGCGAUGGACUAAUGGUACAAAUACAAAAUUAAAAGAUUUUAUAGAAGAACUUUUGAGUUACUCAAACUACCGCAAUGGGAAUAUAUUCUUCAACUGAUUUUACGAGAUUUAUUGCAACAGUGCUGCUCAUUCUUCACAUAACGGCGACGUCAUCAGUAGGCGAAGGUGCUUUAACAAGCGAUUUGUAUGAUUUUGUCAAGCAUCUCUCCAGCACACAGAAACCUCGAAUAUGUCAAAUUUAUUCAAUAAGCACGGGAAAACACAUACAAAUAAUUAAUAAGAAAGUAUCAGCGUGCGGAGAAGAUGGAGAUGAAUAUUCUAAAAUGGAAAAGACAUCUCAUACGAUUGGAGUUGUCACCAUCCGCGGUGUGAAAAGCGGAAGAUAUCUUUGCAUGUCUAAAAGGGGAAAGCUAAUCACGAAGAAAAAACUGCCCCGGGAUAAUUCAUGCAAGUUUGUUGAAAAUAUGACAUCAUUACACUACACUUCCUAUAGAAGUGAAAGAGACCGAAAUUGGUACAUUGGUUUCAAUGGAAAGACUGGUCGCGGUAAAAAAGGAAAAAGAACAAGUCCGCACCAAGAGGCGUGUAAAUUCAUGAUCCGCGACUCAGAGGAUCACAAACAUUUAAAUAAAUUGCCGCCUGCACACCUGCAAGAAUUUUUUCUCAAAAUGCGGCGGCAAGUGAAAAAGUUGGGCCCUUCAUUGACACGAAAACGACGACAUAGAUUUCAAACAGAAGAUCCAAUGGAAGACGACGACAAAAUUGAUGACGAAGUUAUGGACACCUUGACGCGUUUGAUUGGGUCACCGUCAUCGAUCGGUUCCGCUCAAGAUCGACAAGAAUGGAUGCUACGUGUUGAAAACUUUUUGAAAAACUACUCCUCUGCGUCAGUCCUCAACACCACACUGAGCGCUUUUGAUCUUAUAAGUCCGGAGGAAAAUCCCGCUACUCCUGAUCCUGCGAUGCCAAACGGACGACGACGCAACAAACAGCGAAACAAGGUCAAAAAGCCUUGUCGUGGUCGAAAGCGCAGUAAAUGCCCAAAAGUCACUGAAACUGAAGGUCCAACAGAAGUUCCCUCGAGGAAAAAAGUUAAAUCAGCAAUGGUACCCAAGACUCCUACGAGGCCAUUGCGUGUCAAAGUUACGCCGGAGUCGCCCACGUUGGCCUCUCCAUUGUUGUCAAGACUGUCAAAAAAUGACACAGUCGUUUCAAGUCCAAAAAUAAGCGUAACAAGUAAAACUGACAAUCAUGCUCAGACGCGUCGUAGGCGUCCUAAAGGGGCAUCAUCAUCGUUAGAAACAAACUUAAAUAAAACAAAUACAGACAAUUUACAUAAAGACAAUUUUUCGCGGACAGUGCCGCCCUCGCCCGCGCCAAAAGUUGCCUCAUCGAAUUCGAGGCGAUCAAGAAACAAGUCAAAGCGAGGGCGAAAUAAACAAAAACAUUCAAGGAGACCAAAAGACUCGUCUUAGCGUAGAAGCUUUUUCUCGAUAUAUAUAUUUUUGUACUUCACGAUACGCGCUUCAAAAUGAUUAAUGGUUCGUUUUUUGUCUUUCUCUAUAACAAUUCUUAAAUUAGUUGAAUCGAAAUAAUUACCUAUUAUCACUUCUGGGUCUUUUAAAAAUUUGUAUAUACAACGUAGAAACGUCAUUAUCCACAAACAGAUACAAAAACGUUUAUAGAGUCGUUUUAAUUAUCCCAAAUUUU
Molecule: messenger RNA, 2368 nt
Organism: Styela clava
Lineage: Eukaryota; Metazoa; Chordata; Ascidiacea; Stolidobranchia; Styelidae
Molecular function (GO): growth factor activity
Source: RefSeq, a predicted model, not a curated record